Messenger RNA from Hibiscus syriacus, 468 nucleotides. Its product is annotated as putative pentatricopeptide repeat-containing protein At5g37570. The coding region runs from base 1 to 468 and encodes 155 amino acids. The record is from RefSeq and is a predicted model, not a curated record. Gene Ontology annotation, biological process: RNA modification. Gene Ontology annotation, molecular function: protein binding; RNA binding. NCBI's taxonomy places the organism in Eukaryota, Viridiplantae, Streptophyta, Magnoliopsida, Malvales, Malvaceae. The transcript is spliced from 3 exons.
AUGGCCAAGCGACGGCUGAAGCAUACACGCCGCUCGUGGUCGAAUGCCUUCGAGUCAACGAUGUCGGUCAAGCUAAGAGACUGCAAUCUCACAAAAAUGCCCCACAAAUAUAUUGUAUCCUGGAACACGAUGCUUUCUUUAUAUGCAAAAUCAGGGUCUGUUGAGAAUUUGAGAGCAUUGUUUGAUCAGAUGCCUUCUCGUGAUUCUGUUUCUUAUAACACCGUGAUUGCAGCCUAUUCUGGUAAUGGCCAGGUUGUUCAUGGGAAAGCCGUUCUUUCGGGAGUUGAUAGCGAUUUCCUUGUGUCUAGUGCUCUUGUUGAUAUGGGUUAUGCACAGAAUGGACAGGAUUUAGAGGCACUGUCCCUUUAUGAAAAUUUGUUGCAAAAGAAGUUGAAACCCGAUGAUGUUACAUUUGUGGCUGUUCUAUCCGCUUGUAGCCAUGCUGGUUUAGUUCAAGAAGGACGUUGA